GCAAGGGCUUACAGUAAACCAACAAGCGGAGCCAUGAAGAGAUCUGCCUCGGUUCUCGAAGGGUCCCUCAGAUCGGGUGAUGUUCCUCCAAUGAUGACCAACUCCCGCUCAUCGUUCCCUCCUUGUUGUGUUCACUUUGCCAUGAUUUACCUUGACCGUGAUGGCAAGCUUAAGGUUGAUGAAUCAUCUUCUAUUCAAGAGCAAAACUCCACCGUGUUCACCCCAGAAGUUCGUCAGAACUUCCUCGAGAUUCUAGGUAAACAUAUCGGCUAUGCCUCUGUUUGCCAGACAAUGGACACAGCUCCUCAUCGGGUGAGACGUCGCAAGGGCAACACUCCUGCUCUUCCUGCCUGUGACGACCGCCUGACUGAGCACGACAUUGAUAGCGAGGACGUCCCUAGCGGGUCUACCGAAAUGGUUCCUCUCCGUAUUGGAGACGCCCAAAAGGUCAUGAGUUACUAUGAAGGAGCACUAAAACACUUCCAACAGCUAAACUGCCGCAUGGUUGCCAAGGCAUUCAUCAAAUUCAUCGAGCCUCGCAAGCAGGUCCGACACCCUUACAAUGGUGGCAAGUCACCUCCAGGAUCCGCCCCCGGUACUACUGGUGACCCAGAAAAGACUAAGCCCGAGUGGUGGCCUCCUGGUGUCAUGCACAAGGAGCCUGACCACUUGAGAAAAGAGUACCGCAUUGAGCUCUUGCUUCACAUUAUCCGCAAGCUCGGUUCUUACGGCAUUACUGCCGAUAAGCUUAAGGAUGUUGCUGGUUACACAAAGCGGAGCUUGCAGCACCCAUCCGAUGUCGAGAUCAUCUACGAGAUACUCCGGGUUCGUAAGAUGGAGGAGAGUUUCGAACGAGGUGAAGCCGACGCCAACAUGGUCGUCUACACCAUGAGGCGCGGCCCUAGUCUUAAGGGUGGUGAAGAGGACGACCCCGCCAUCUCAGUGACUACUGAGGAGCCCGAGGACAUCUACCAAGGAUCAAUGAAUCCCAUCCUAUUAUUCGAGCAAGCAUCUACCUCCUUAAACACACCUAUCGAUAAUAUCCCAUCCGCCCGCCAGGACCCCUUCUACUACGCCACACCUCCCCAAUACUCCUAUGCAUCGUCGCAGCCCAUACUCGGCACGCCCGUCACAGCAGAGUUAAUCAGCCCCCACGGCGCGUUGGUCUCAGCUUUCAAAUACUCCGCCCACAACACCUACCCAAUCUCCACUCCAGGAGUAAGCGGUCACUGCAAUACCUGGGCACCAUCUUUCCGCCGUGAGAUCUACAGCACUGUCGACUACGCUACACCGGCAUCUAGUCAGGGUAUGCCCCGGCCGUCAAUGAACUGCCAGAUUCCCAUGGUCUCGCACGUGUAUGACAUACCCCGUCACGAUUCCCAGCUUCCCGGCAUGGACUCCAUUCACCAGAGAUCCCUGUAUUUCCCCAAAGUAUCGCUGGACCGCCUACAGCCUACCGGGAUGCCAUCUCCCACGCCGUCUGAAUGA
This is a messenger RNA of Penicillium samsonianum, 1488 nucleotides long. RefSeq names its product DUF2841 domain-containing protein. The transcript has 4 exons. NCBI's taxonomy places the organism in Eukaryota, Fungi, Ascomycota, Eurotiomycetes, Eurotiales, Aspergillaceae. The annotation marks the transcript as partial. The record is from RefSeq and is a predicted model, not a curated record.